Molecule: messenger RNA, 3955 nt
Organism: Solenopsis invicta (red fire ant)
Lineage: Eukaryota; Metazoa; Arthropoda; Insecta; Hymenoptera; Formicidae
Product: NF-X1-type zinc finger protein NFXL1
Exons: 5
Coding region: 291-2801 (836 amino acids)
Biological process (GO): regulation of DNA-templated transcription
Cellular component (GO): nucleus
Molecular function (GO): RNA polymerase II transcription regulatory region sequence-specific DNA binding; zinc ion binding; DNA-binding transcription factor activity, RNA polymerase II-specific
Source: RefSeq, a predicted model, not a curated record
UAAAUUUUGAGUAUUUAAAAUUGUUGAAGUGAUACGGUUGUAAAAUAGACUUCCCGGUUCUUUUUUGAACCAACCGUCAUGGCGCACUAAUAUGUGAUGCACUCUAUCCGGAAACAGCUGUCGAGUGCAAAGGCAUUCCUGACGCCGAGUACAUACAUAUACAUGUAUACGUAAUAAAAUUGUAUUGAAUUGUAUGGUGCGGUCAUAGAGAUAUCUCAAAGCUAAUUUGAUAGCUAGUGAUCAAAUAUGAUUAGCUAAAAUUGACAGAAACCAAGAAACAUCGUUUCAAGAUGCAGAAAUUUAAGAAAGCUCAAGCACAGAAUAAACAGUCUAUCGAAAGGCACUUAGAGGCUAAUGCGUUAUUGAAUUCCUCCAGUGAGGAGGAGGAUGACACAAAUGAGGAAGAUAUCCAAGAUGUAGUCGGCAAAGUAUUGUCUGCUUAUCAGGGACAGAGUACAGAUGCGGAGAAAGUAAUAUCAUAUCUAGUGAAUUCCUUUCAAAGUAGCAGUGCUGUUUGCUUGAUAUGUAUAUCAACUGUCAAGAAGAUAGAUCCAAUAUGGAACUGCGACAAAUGCUAUGCAUUUCUACACAUGUCGUGUAUCCUACACUGGAUCAACGACAGUUUGAGCUACAAACGGGCUAAAGGAAUCGCACCGAUCUGGGCAUGUCCAAAAUGCCGUAUGGAGUACGACCAGGAUCAGUUUCCAAAAUCAUACAAAUGCUUCUGCAAAAAGACCGUAGAUCCUCUAUAUACACCCUGGGUCAUUCCACAUUCUUGUGGCGAAACUUGUGGCAAGCUUCUGCAACCGGAGUGCGGUCACAAGUGUGUGCUGCUCUGCCAUCCUGGUCCGUGUCCGCCGUGCGCCAAGAUAGUAUCGGCUAAAUGUUACUGCAGUAAACUACCGGCACAACCGCGACGUUGCAACGCCAAAAACUGGAGCUGUGGUACUGUGUGCAACAAAAAAUAUGAGUCUUGUCUGCACACUUGUAACAGCCUAUGUCAUAUUGGAGAAUGUCCCCCUUGUGCGGAAAUAGUAUUACUGAAAUGUCGUUGUAAGAGUAACGAGAAGAUAGGGAAAUGUCACGAGGGCACGUGGAUCUGCGAGAAACCUUGCAACAAGAAAUUCUCUUGCAACGUACACAGUUGCGAGAGUACUUGUCAUUUACCCGGUGACUGCGGCAACUGUCCCCUGGAAAAAAAUAGAUGUUGUCCCUGUGGAAAGAAACGAUAUGAGAUUUCUUGCAGGCGGCAGCAAGUGCCAACGUGUGGCGAUACGUGUGGCAAAUUGUUGGACUGCGGCUCACAUUUCUGCAACAUGAGAUGCCAUACCGAUCGCUGCGGCCAGUGCCUGGAAGUCGUGACAAAGGUCUGCAGAUGCGGCAGUUACAAGAAAGAGAUCGCCUGCGCGAAAGAGUUCCACUGCAACAAGAAAUGCGUACAGAUGCGCUUGUGCGGUAGACAUUUGUGCAACAAGAAAUGCUGCGACUGUAUAUUGAAGAACACAUCCAAUCCCUGUGAGAAAACAUGCGAGAAUACACUCAACUGUCGCAAGCAUAAAUGCGCCGCGCCUUGCCACAGCGGUCCUUGUUACCCAUGCAACAGAACGGACGUUAUACAGUGUCGAUGUGGCAGCAGCAAGAUAACGGUACCGUGCGGUACCAGGAAGAGGAUCAAACCACCGCCGUGUAACAAGUCCUGUAAGAUUCCACCUAUCUGCCACCACAGCAAGAGGGAAACGCAUAAAUGUCAUCAGGGCCCGUGCCCGCCAUGUAAGAAGAUCUGUGGGCUGAUACAUAAGAGAUGCGAUCAUUCUUGCCCGACCACUUGUCACACCAAAGUCUGGGUGAAGAUCAGAGCGAACGGAGUAAAGGCGCAACCUAUUGGACCCUGGGAAAAACCGAAAGACGUUAUGGAAUUAAAGACCUUACCAUGUCCACCGUGCGAGGUUUCUGUACCCGUGACCUGUCUCGGUGAUCACGAGACGCGCCUUUGGCCAUGUUACAUGUCGAAACCGAGUUCCUGCGGCAGACCUUGUGGCCAACAGUUACCGUGCAAGAAUCACACUUGCGAGUUGAUUUGUCACAAACUACAGAUUUCUGACGAUGAGUCUAGUAACGGUACUCCGUGCAUGGAUUGUGAGAAGGAAUGCAAUUUUGCACGACCACCAGGUUGUACGCACACGUGCCCACAACCUUGUCACCCGGCUCCAUGUAAACCAUGCAAGCAAUUGGUGCGAGUCUCUUGCCAUUGCGGUAUCAGCACCCUUUAUCGGCAUUGCGUAAACUUGACGUCUGCAACAAGCAAGGAACGGGACGAGUUACUUAAAUGCGGAAACCAAUGCCCAAAAAAUUAUCCGUGCGGCCACCGUUGCGUCAACGAUUGUCACCCGGGAGAAUGCAAAGGCGGAGAGGGAUGCAGCAAGAAAGUCAGAUUAUGGUGUAAAUGUAAACGUAUUAAGAAGGACUUUCUUUGUUCAUUUCUUCAAAAGGAGCAGAUUAUUGUAGACUGCGAUAGCGUGUGCGAGUCGUUGAAAAAUGAAAAAAAGGAGGCCCAGAAAGCUAUGAUAGCGAAGAAGCUGGAAGAAGAAGAACUGCGCAAUCGAGAAGAGAUUGAAAAAUUCGAAAAGAAGUUUAGGCCACGACGAAAGAGAAAGGAUAAGUACGAGAACUUAAAGCAGUCUCAAGGUAACACAAGAAAUAAGUAUCGCAGCGUGUGGAUCUUGGCGUUCAUUGUAAGCAUUAUAGGAAUAGUAAUAGUGUAUGUGAUCGCUCCUGACUUAAGUGUACUUGGGUUGAGUUGAUUUCAUAAGCUGAGCUCAAAUUUGUGACCAUUUACGAUAAUAACCAUUAUUGAUAACUAAAAGAUUUGUGAUGUAUCAACGCUUAUGUGGAUAAUGCUAUGAUAAGAGCAUGAUUCUAUUUAUCUAAUUUAUAUUGCUAAUAGAAGUAAUCGUUCAAUAUUGUAAUACAUACACGUUUUUUUUUCCUAUAUAUAUAUAUAAAAUAAGUGAUAAAGGGGUUGCGUAUCUGAAAUUGACUGCUAGUACUGAAAAUGUAGUAAACUAUAGCUUUUCGGUACUGACAGUGAAUUUCAAAACGCAGUCAGACUUAGUAAUCGGAGAAACUCUUAUUUCCCGAGAUUUGAAGUUUUAGUUUUGACGCUUUUAUAAUAAUUUUAUGAUAUAUUAAAAUAAAGUAUAUAUAAUAAAAUCCAAAGUAUUUUAUAAUUAGAAUUAUUUUAAUGCAAUACAAAUUAUAUUUAUAAAAUGAUUUAAUAUUAACCCUCAGCUGACUAUAUUUGAUUAGAUAUUUUGCCACACAUGAGUGUACGUCUCUCGACCAUUUUCAAUUGCGUACAUCUUGGUACGUAAUGCAUAGAAUAUGAGCAAUUUUUUUUUAUUGAUAUGUCAGAAGGUCGAGAAAAAGACUAAAUAGGUGCGAAAAUCAAGAAGUUGAAUAUAUUUGAAAUAUUCAGAAGAGAAGGAGCAAACGAUUUAUGAAUGUUAAGCAUUUUUGUAAACAACCCCGAUAUAUGAUACUCAGGUUUUUUUUAUUUUUUUUUUAGUACUCGUGGGUGGGAGAUAACGUGCCUUCCGUCAACCCUUCGUACGAUAUGGCACAGACUUUUUUAUUCCUUUUGUGUAUAAUUUUCUCGAAACUUUUUAAAUAUCCAAUCUUCUUGAUGUAAUGUACGACACACAGUGUCAGCUGAGGGUUAAAUGUGUAACUUUUUAAAUGUCGACAAUUAUGGAAAUAUAUAUUGCAUAGAAACGUGAGGAACAGAAUAAAUAUUAAAUUAGGCUAAUCAAAGUAAGAAACAUGAAAUUUUUGCAUUUUGAGGACAAUUUAAACAAUUUAAGUUUGCAAAUUUUGUAAAAGGCAGAUAUGAUACACGUUUGUGAAAUAUCGAGAAAAAGAUGCUCUUAUAAUAAAACUGACAGCAAAUAUAAAAGUA